CAACUCAGUAGCACCAGCACCAACCGACACCAACUACGGGUGUUCUACUCUUCUUCUUUUUAGAGAGAAUAGAAUUGUAGAUUGGGUUGGAUUCGUGUAGAAAUUCAGUUUCUACACAAAAUAUAUAAAGACGUGGAUGGCGGAGGGAUGGGAGUGAAAGGACGAGGGCCGAGUUGGAUGGAAAAAACGGGAAAAACUUGUUCAUUUAAAUAAUUAGGGUUGGUCGUGUUGACCAAUUACGUACGGAAAUAAUAUAAACAUCAAUAUCCACGGUUGUGAGAGUGUUGUUCGUAAUUGGAGUGCUUCGUCAAUGGCAUGAUCUACAUAUUAAGAAGCUCAAAUCCUGGCGUGGUGGUGAAAGUUUGUGAAAGUUAACUGCUCCAAUUAAAUAAAGAAAACUGUAAUCAUCAUCACGCUGUUCUUCUUCUAAGGGAACAAUUUUCAUUUAUAUCAGAAACAAGAGAAUGGAUCUUCUCAUUUCAACGACUUAUCAACGAAUUUCAAGAUAAGUGAAAGUAUUGACAAAAAAGACAUCCGCGCAUUAUCACAAUUCGGAAUCAUCCCUAAUUUCUAACGAGCAGUUUUUCUUCUCACACAUGACCUACACGUUUCUUUAAUUGGUUGAUUAGCCCAAUAUAAUUUAUUUGUAAUGGAAAAAAAUUAAAUAAUUACAUAAUUCCACGCGCAGCAGAACGAGAGGAAUAAAAACAACGAGCCUGUAAGGAAAAGUUUCGCUCAAAUCAAAGUAAUCUAAAAUUCACUACGUCAAACUGCAAAUAAAUGACAAGCGCAUGAUCCUCAGCACUGAUUCUUUGGAAUCGCUUCUCAAUUUCAUCUCGCUGACCGGGCAUUACUUUUAUCAAGUAUUAUUAUUCUUAUUAGCAGUACUAAAUUUGCAAUUUGUAUUGCUGAAGAUUGAAACGUGCCAAAUUCCAAGCAAGUAAAGAAUGGUGCUACAUUUGUAUACAAAUUAGUUUCAUGAAAUUAAAUUAAGCACUCAAAAUCACGACGCCUAUGCAGUCGACUUAAUUAAUUAAUGUACAAUCUCCUCCUAAUUCUGCUGAAGUAAAUAAGAAAAAAUCACGAUUUUCCUUUGAAUAACAACACCAAGAAGAAGAAGAGGAAACUCCUGCUGGCCCAUCUAAUCGAUCGUGCCCACUCUGAUAUAUCAGUAGCUCAGAUCUGAUCUUGUUUCUUGCAAAAGAAAGUACAACAUAGGAGGACGACAGAAUCGAAAAAAACCUAAUUCAUAUUCUGCAUAAUUACAUAAUUCAAUUUGCUUUCAAGGCUUAGAUCAAUACGUCAUAAUAAAAUUUAUUAUACAUAAAUUUCAAUAAAAUUAUCCCCAAACACCGCGCAACUUAAACUCACUCACUCAGCUUGACACUUGACAUAAAAAGAAAUACCGAGAAAAAUUCGAUCAUCUGAUUAAGUCAGAAUGUCAGAUUUAACAAAUAACGGUUGAAGAAAAAGCUUGCAAAAAAGAGAAAGGAUGUCAAGCUUACUCGAUGUUGGAUUUCUUUGAACACAGUCAAAAUCAAGGCUCUCCCUCCAGUGAGUGACAGAAAUAUGGACUGUUAAAUCCAAAAAAGAGAAAGCAACGGCAGAAAUCUCUCGGACUUUCUCCCUGUCACAGAGUCCAGUCCAGUCCAGCAGAUUCGGCCAGGCCACACACAGCAAAACAUUUUUGAGCUGUGGCUGGUGGUUGUUAAGUCAAGAAAAAAAUUCAAAGUGUGAGCAUUUAUUUCGCUUUCUCCUUCCACCACUGCCGACCAGUUCAACCGUGUCCAGCCAGACAUCACCUUUACUGAACUAGAAAGCAGAACAUGGAUCGGUCGGUCCAAUAAGUCAUUCGGAUUUGUCCUCGCCAUCUCACCACCACGAUUGAAUUGGGGACAAUGGAUGCCAUAAUUAUUUAAUCUCAUAAGUUAAACCAAGCUCAAUUUGAAAUCAGUUGGCCAAAUUAUUAACAAGAAAAAAUUACAUUAAGUAAAGCAAAGCAACGAAAGUUAAGAAUUAAAUUUAUCUAAAUAUGAUUGUGCAAAUGACGACGACGAAUCCCGCAAUAAUAAUUAAGAAGAGGAUGGAGACGGAGUUGAUCAAUCAACGGUACCAACACAACGAGUAAAUUAUUGAAGGAUUUCGAGAGAAAAUUAUUUGGAGCUAUCUCCCAAAAGAAGACAUCCUUCAAGCAAAUAUUAAAAUUAAUUGGUGCUCAUAAAUUGUCCAUUGUGUCAAAUGCAGUGAUCAAAUCGAUAUAACAUAGUUGUGAAAGCAAGCCGUGCCGAUGAUUUAAAUGUCAGGACGAAGACGUCAUUCUUCAUUUUAACCAUAGUGGAAAGCGUGGUCUGUGUACUUCACAGCCAAAAAUUCAGAGAACUAUUGCACCCAAAAAAUUUUGGAAACUACUUCGCGGGAGCUCCCAGGAAUCCAAUCAAAGUUCCUUGAUGGGGAAUAAAUUGAGUUGUAACUGCGGCCCCUUGACUCGCAAACCGUAUCGGUAUGAGGGUGAGAUGCAAAAAGACACCCCUUGGAGCGCAGGGUCGAGUAGCCGGAGUUUCAGCAAACGGGACGGUCACCUGCUUCGCCUUUGGGCCGAGGUUUUUCACGUAACCACUGCUGGCGGUGGGUCGGUGAAAUGGCAACAGGUUUCAGAAGAUCUCGUUCCCGUCAACAUUACUUGUAUUCAGGAUUCCCCAGAGGUCGUGUUUCACAUCACAGCGUAUAAUUCCCAAGUAGACAAAAUCCUCGAUGUUCGCCUAGUACAGCCAGGAACAAAAAUUGGCCAGGCUUCCGAGUGUUUUGUGUACUGGAAGGAUCCUGUGACCAGUGACACUUGGGGGCUCAACUUCACUUCACCAAUUGAUGCCAAGCAAUUUAGAGAAUGUUGCUCACCCGCAUUUAAGUUUUCGAGAAAGGCCAGCUCAUCCUAUUCACUAAAAUUAGAAAACAAUGCGAGAGGAGGUCGUGGUGGGACGGUUUCCGGAUCUGCAAGUCGGGGUGGAAGUGGUCGCAUCAACGCUACAUCCGCAGCUGCAGCCCGAAGACGUCCCCUCUCAACCCCCACAUCGCCAUCUAAACGGGAGCCUCAGUGUACAUGCAUGACGGCGGAACAAUAUGCCAGACUACGCGCAAUGGAUCCUCGGUUCCGUGCCGCAUCCACGCUGCCAAGAUCCCUUCCGAAUCAAGCCCCACGAGGAGAAGGUGCUGGACGGGAAAAACAAGCUCCCGGAGACAACUAUGCCACCAUCAGACGUCCCGAAGCGAAAGGAGUCGGACCAGACAUGGAUGGAGACGAUCGUACUGAAAGAAUUGGCAGUUCCCGAGGCAGAGGUUCCGGUCGGGGUGGAAGGGACAUUAUGACCUCGAAAUCUGUUGACUACUCAGACAAUGAACUCGCAGCGAGGGACACGAUUGAGAGGAAGAAGAGUAGGAGCAAAAGCACGGAUGAUGUCACUGAAAGAAAUGGUCAACCAGGGGGACAACCUGUUUCGUCGUCGUCUUCCUCGAGACGAGGGGUCCUCGCGCAACAACAACAACAAACCGAAGCUCAUGGACAUCAUCAUGGAGCUUACUCACGGUCUCGUACCCUGCCAUCCAAGUCGACAAUCGGGACGAACACGACCCCAACGGGGGAUGGGCUUACGGAUAGUCAAACUUUGAAGAGGUUGUUGAAACCAAUUCCAUCAGCAGGGUCGGUGGUAACCUCGCCAGAAAUGUCGCGGAGGGUGUAUCAUCAUGAUGGCUACAUUUCCGAACCUGAAAUACGUCACGUUUCAACCCAUACGACACAAGGAAAGCGACCCACUGACACGUUGAGACGAAUUCAUGAACGAAGUCGUGGUGUUGGGACGCAGACUGGAUAUGGAAAGCUAAAAAGUGAGACUUCGCCUCCUUCGGAUCAUCCCAUCUUUGACCACGCGUACUACGCAACCACACCCCCAAGCUCAAGUCCUGAAGAUGGAGCUCACGGAAGCCCGUCUCCAGGAUCUCCAACCGCAAGACUUUUACUUGAAUAUGAACAACACCUUCGAAAUACGUUAGCCAAAGGCAUGGACGCCGAGAGUUACAGUUUGCAUACAUUCGAAGCCAUAAUUUCGCAAAGCAACGAGAAUCUUGCUGUUCCGCCAAACUCGAGAUCCACAACUUUACCACGAUUUGGACUAACUCGGGAGAACUUUCGAUGUUCGCGUGAUGUAUCUAAAGAGUCGCGUGAUUCGGAUGUUCUUUCUGGAUACUACAGCGAUUUCCGCGAUCGGGGUUAUCUCUCAGAUCACAAUUCGAGGUCGAGUGGCUUCUUUGACCGACAUGAAGGUGUCAGGUCCGGAUAUUUCUCGGAUCGGGAGAGAAGCGGGUAUUUUUCAGAUAGGGAGGCUCACGCCCACCACAAGUACGGCAUGCGACAACAGGCAUCUGUCGAAUCUGCAGACUCACGAUUGUGCUACUUGACAUCCUCAGAGAUAAGCGAUGAUGAGCGAAUGUCAUUAACCACGGCGGUGAGCGAUGACGAACCUGGGGAUGGAGCCACUUCACCGAAAGGCUCGAGAAAACCGGCAGCAUCGUUUAAUUGCACGGGAGCCGUGAGAAAGGCUGGAUUCCUAAGCGUGAAGAAAUGGCUGUUGAGAAAAAGACAUCAGGUGGAACUGGCCCGUCGUCGUGGAUGGAAAGGUUACUGGGUUUGCCUCAAAGGAACGACGCUCCUAUUUUAUCCCUGCGAUGCGAGAGAAGCCAGCAGGUCGGUCGAGGCAGCGCCUAAGCACUUGAUAAUAGUCGAUGGAGCUAUCAUGCAACCAAUUCCAGAACACCCGAAGCGAGAUUACAUUUUCUGCUUGAGCACGGCCUUUGGAGACGCCUAUUUAUUCCAGGCACCUUGCCAAGUGGAGUUGGAAUCGUGGGUGCACAGCAUUCAUUGGGCCUGUGCAGCAGCAUUUGCUCGUCAUCGUGGCAAAACUGGGACGCUCCACCUUCUCCAGGAAGAGAUCGUUCGUCUGGAUAAAGCCAUCGAAUCGGAUGGGAAAUUACGACACAUGGCCGAACUACAGAGAUCCGUGGUUGCCGAUAUCGAGACGAGGCAGCAAUUAGCACAGCAGAUUGCGAACUGGGAGGAGAAUAUAGAACGUCUUCACUGCGAACAGUUUAGACUGAGAUGUUACAUGGCUUCGCUGCAAGGUGGCGAGCUGCCAAAUCCAAAGAGUCUUCUCUCGCACGUGUCAAGAACAACGAAAAAUACGUUAAAUCGUUUGGGUGUGUUCACCGUGUCGUCGUUUCACGCAUUUGUCUGCGCUCGGAGUCCAUCUUUGCUGAGCAACUUGUUGGCCGGGCGAGGAGCCACGAAACGGCGAGCCCCACUCUUAUCGAGGUCAAAUUCUGCUUCCUCGAGACGCUCGUUGCACGCCUCGUCGUCCGAUCGGGAGUCAGAAGGGAGGACUGCAAAGAUUUCACUGCCUGAAAAUCAAAUGGUAACCGUAUCCUUGAAGGAUGGCAUGACUGUGGACGAGUUUCUCACUUGUGCUUGCGGAAGGAAAAAUCUCGUGGCCACGGAACACUUUGUCCGAGUCAAGAAACGCCGAGAACUUCCCGACACCAAUUAUUUCGUUCCAUUUCGCUCUGAUCUCAUCGAAACUUAUGUCGCGACUCACGAAGUGGUUGAGGUGCGAGCCAAACUUUUGUAUCAAGUGGAACUUGCCCGAGCCUCUUUGGACUUAAUGUGGGGCUUUAGCGUGGAGGCCGAACUUUGGGAAAAUACCGACCGACAAGAUGAAUUAUCCUGCUUCGUGAGUAGAGUUGAAGACCGGAGUGUUGCCAUGAAUAACGGGAUAAUAAAGAGUGAUGAGAUUCUUGUGAUUAACGGAGCCAUCGUUUCCGACCUGGACAUGAUGUAUAUUGAAUCGGUGCUACAAGAAGAGUCCUCUCUCUGCCUGAUGCUACGGUCUUCACGGACCGAACCACCAGCCUUGGCUGCCGCCCUGGCCGCGGCGGAUGCAGCCAUUGCCCAACUUGUUUGUCCACCUCCUCCCCUUGACCCAGAUUUACUUACGGAAGCUGCCCUCAGUAAUUUGAUCGUCCCCGCGCCCCACGAAAAUAAAGACCUGAGUCCAUCGGAUACGGAUGAGAUUGGCGGACACACUUCGGGAGGAGAAGGACGUAAUUCGCGAAUGGGAGCCUCUACCGAUAUUGAUACGCUCAUUAAGACGGCCGGAGACAUUACAACUUUCUGCCGAACGAAAGAACGUGGCGGUGGCGGUGGAGGAGGUCGAAGUCAUCCUCAACUCACUCACCAAACAACGAUCGGCACGGACUCGCCUGCAGCCAUGAUCAGCGGUGGAAAUUCGCCAACCCAUUCCCAACUUCCGAUGGGCACCCGGGACGUGGAAAAGAUGAAGAAGGCCGUUCUCGAGUUGGUGGAGACGGAGCGAGCCUACGUCAAGCACUUGACGGGCCUCUUGGAGUUGUAUUUGGAGCCUUUAAGAAACGAAAACUUUCUAUCGACAACGGAAAUGAUGGCAAUAUUUGGGAACAUUAGAGAAAUGGUGGGAGUGCAACGAAGGUUUCUUCGCAGUCUGGAAGCCGCCCUGGAAAGCAGUUCUGCUAUCGAAUCAAUAAACCAAAUUCAGAAUCCUUCUGAAUUCAAAACAAUUCUUCUCAACAUUGCUUCAGCCUUUUUAAGUUUUGUGGAUCAUUUCAAACUGUAUUCUUCAUUUUGUGCGUCGCAUUCCAAAGCUCAGAAACUACUUCAUCCAGUUGAAGGGAACCAAGCCCUGCAAGUUUUCCUGGCUGCGAGAAAUCCGAAGCAACAGCAUUCAAACACGUUGGAGUCAUAUUUGAUAAAACCGAUUCAACGUAUCCUCAAAUACCCGCUGCUUCUUCAACAAAUUCGCAACCUUUGUGACACCAAUGCGGAAGAGUAUCGUUUGGUUUCAGAAUCGCUGCAAUGCAUGGAACGAGUCGCGGAACAUAUUAACGAAAUGCAGAGAAUUCAUGAAGAGUACGGAGCAAUAUUCGAGCACCUACAAAGACAACAUCAAAAGAUUUCGAAAACACCGAUCGACCUGAGCCCUGGAGAUUUACUGCAUUACGGUGGCGUGGAGUGGCUCAACAUUGCGGUGUUCCUGGGCAAGAUUAAAAAAGGGUUGGAACUUCACGCAAUGUGCUUUGUGUUCAAGACUGCGGUCGUGUUCCUUUGCAAGGAGAGGCUGAGACACAAGAAGAAGCUGAUUAGCUCAACUUCCAAGAUAUCCGACAAAUCAGAAGUAGAGAUUAUUCGUUACCAAGUAUUGAUUCCGGUGUCGGAAGUCCAAGUGAGACAAGAUCCCCGAGACCUCAAAGAUUUGGACUCUAAUGGUCCCAAUUACUCAUGGGAAUUGACACACUUACGAAGCUCUACGCCCCGUCGUUCCGAAAAAACUUACCUUUUGUCCAACUCCACGGCCGAGUUUCGUAACGUUUUUCUCCGCAACAUAAGACAAAUCAUUAGGGAAAGUGUUCGAAAUAUGAGCUUACCUCCACGACUGCCAUCCGACGGGGGAGAUGACGAGGGUGAUGGUGGUGGCGAUGGGAGUGGAAGGAAUGGUCACCUGUCCUCUGGUGGAUCUCACUAUGCCACGCCAGAAGGUCACGAGUACUCUGAGCAGUCACAGCAACAACACCAACAAUCACGAGGAGGUGGAGGUCACGGUUAUCGGCCUCAUGGUCAUGGACAAGCUCACACGUUGGGACGAAAGAAGCCUCCAAAACCACCACAACGACAUUCCGCAGGAAACAUAGAAAUGGGUUCGGCAACUUUGAAGCAUCAAGACAGCAUUGACUCCAAUUCCGGUUUCCGAGGUCGCAGUAAAACUAUGAGCGAUGGCAAAGGGGGGACAGACUCGGAAGAAGGUGGAGCAGGAAGUGGUGGUGGUCAUCCCCACCAUCGCGAAGUUAUCGGAAGUGCGACCAUGCCUCGAGCUAAGGGUGUUUUGGGGAACACCCCCAACCACUUAACGCUAAGCACGACGUCAACAAUAUCUGCGGGGAGUACGGGAUCCGCCGCAAAACUAAUUCAUGCUUCUGGAACACCCGGUAGUAGAAAUAUCGCCCCACCCCCUGUUGCAGUAGUUCCGGAGCCAAGUUCCCCAAUUUGGAAACCACGUGAUGGAGUAUUUGACACGGCAACGCUUCCAAGAAAACCUGAUUCCGCAGAACCUCAACCAAGUACCUCUGCAGCUGCAGCGGCGGCAUCUUCUUCCAAAACGCCUCCUUCUUCUACGAAACCAGAGAUUCUACCAAAACCGCAACGCAACUGAUUUCCACUAUUCAAGAAAAAUUCACACAAAUAAUAAGAAAAAAACUAAAGCAAAUACAUUUUACUGAACAAUUUAAUACUAACUUUCUAGCUAAAAGUUCUACUACAUGCAAACCAACGAAAACCAUAUAAAAUCUCAACGAACAAAAACCAAUACAUAAAUUAAUACAGAAAAGUCUCCUUCACCAAAAAAACCAAUAUGAACCUAAAUACUUAAACUCUUCCUGUUCUUCUCCUCAUUAAUUGUGCUACAAGAUUCCAUCAUCGACAACUUGAGUACGUAACUAUUAUUAGUUGCUCCACAUUCCAGGACAAUUCUUAUUAUUAUUAUCGUUAUGAGCCAACACAUAACUUCAGCUCCCUCAGUCUCGUCUCACUAUAAUCUCAUCAUCAUUCUCAUUAUAUAAUCUCUCACAACAAUAUUCUCGACUAGUCCUUUUAAAGAAAAUCAUCUCGUUAAAUAUCCAUAAACUCAAAAUUCUCAAUGUUUGCAGUACAUACUACAUAUAAACAUAUACCAUUAUAUCUGUAUCUAUACAACCUCCUCUCAGUCUAUGAUUAUGUAUUAUUAAAAAUUAAGUCAUCUCUCUGAUACUCAUUCAUAUAUUAUUAAAAUUAUUAUUGUUAAUAAUCAUGACAAAAUGCUGAUACUACACUCAGAGUUUGAAACUCGAUUCAAUUAUUACAUAGCAAAUACAAGGGUAAAACAAUGAUGCUAAUAAGAAGUUAUCUCUGGUAAGGUUACCACCUAAGACUUUUUAUACUCAUCAAUCAAAUUAAUUCUCAAGCUCACAACGUUUAAACGACAAAUUAUUAACAAAAUUAAUAACUAUUAUCAUUUACAAAGGCAACUUUACACGACAGAAAUGUACUCACACAUAGUAAUAGAAUGGCAAAUAAUUCUUGACGCAAUUUCUAAUUUACGUUACUUGAUACAUAGAUAAUCAAUUUAUAUAAAAAAAUAUAUAAGUGUUCACUUUUAAAAGAGGGAUACAAUUCAUUCAUAUUUGAUGAUGGACACCAAAAUCAUCACCACGAACAACAUUAUUACCGCUUGACUUAUUUAUUUGACUCGUAAACUAAAAUAAGUAAUAAAUAGCACCUAAAUAUUUAGCAUAUUGCAUGAACUGCCCCAUCGAAGCCAACAACUCAACUAUUAUAUCUCUCGGAUUGACGGUCAAGUUGCCAAAAUUGCUCACAUCUCCACGUAUUAUGUUGCCAAAGGUUUUGACUACAUAUUACAUGACUGAGAUUAAUGUAUUUCGUAUUAGGUUUAAAGUGGUUAAAAAAGUUUGUAAUAAGUCUGUUGAAUUGAAUGAAAGGAAGUGAUUUUUAAUAGGAGUUGUUGUCGGUGGUCAGUUUUAUGCUCAAAUUGAAAUUCCUCCAGCUAAAUGUUUCUUUUUUAAUUAGAGUUUUUACGCCAAUUUUAAUUUGAUAAUCACGCUAAGUAUUUAAAUUCGAUCAUUUUUUUACAUUUUUUUUAGCUAAAACAAUUUCCCUCUUGUCUUUACUGCGCACGACACCGGUUCAAUUUUUAUGGUGUGAAUGAUGAUGUACUCGUAAUUUAUCAGACUCAUUGUUGUAUUAUUAAAUUUCCAGUUUCAAGUAUCAGGAUUCACAUACAACGCCGAACGUAGUGGCAAAAAAGUUAUGCAGUACGUGAGUAGAUGAUGGGUUAGUGAUAAUCCCAUCACCUUGUAAGACGACGAAAAGAUUACGUAGAACUUUACACGUACCAUUAAAUAAUGAUAAUUAUUAUUAUGUAUUUACUAUACGGAUAACAGCAACGAUGUGAUUCGUAACAAACUACUUAAUUAAAUAAUAAUAUGACGAGUAUCACAACUAUACACAAGGAGGUGAAUGAUUUUGUUAAAUUGAAUGGUUGUGAGAUUUAGAUGUAUGUAUUAAAAUUACGGAUUAGAAUUAAACGGGAAAUAUCAAUAAAAUCAAAAUAUGCAAAA
Messenger RNA from Folsomia candida, 10242 nucleotides. RefSeq names its product protein still life, isoform SIF type 1 (gene sif). Gene Ontology annotation, molecular function: guanyl-nucleotide exchange factor activity; protein binding. The record is from RefSeq and is a predicted model, not a curated record. The coding region runs from base 2448 to 8282 and encodes 1944 amino acids. Gene Ontology annotation, biological process: activation of GTPase activity; positive regulation of axonogenesis; small GTPase-mediated signal transduction. NCBI's taxonomy places the organism in Eukaryota, Metazoa, Arthropoda, Collembola, Entomobryomorpha, Isotomidae. The transcript has 48 exons. Gene Ontology annotation, cellular component: synapse; membrane.